GCGAAACGGCGACUAGGAACGUAGUAUUACUUUUCUAACUGAAAAGACAAUUAUAAAAUCCAAUAUGUUUGUCAAAGCUUUGAUAGCCAGUUUGUUGGUAGCCUUUGUCUGUGUGCAAAUUGCUGAUUCUCUGGUGUGCUACACCUGUACCACGCCGAAUGACUGCAAGAGUCCCAAAAAAGUGACCUGUACUAAUGCGGCUGCCAACGAGACUAGUCACAACCUGGAGGUUUAUCAUCAGGGAGUUAGGAAUCUAACCAGUACUCGAUUCGACUGCCUGGCUCUUAAGUACACCUGGAAUAACAAUGUGAUCAAUCAGAUCCAUGGCUGCAUUCAUCCCAAUGUUGGGGCCUGCAGUUUGAGCUUGAAGCCUGCUUAUGGCCACUAUAAUAAAACCCACUGUCUUACCUGUUCCGGCAAUAAGUGCAACAAGAAUCCGGCGGGAAAAAUGAGCAGCAGCACACUCACAAUUGCGGCUAGCGUUUUGGGUCUCUUGCUGGUCAAGAUCUUUGCCUAAAACAAGACUAUUUAUAUAGAUGAGCUAAAAUUCUGAAAACGAAAUUAUUUCGUAAUAAAUUAUUUUUAAAAUAUCUCCUA
Messenger RNA from Drosophila rhopaloa, 597 nucleotides. RefSeq lists its product as uncharacterized. The coding region runs from base 65 to 517 and encodes 150 amino acids. The transcript has 3 exons. Lineage: Eukaryota; Metazoa; Arthropoda; Insecta; Diptera; Drosophilidae. The record is from RefSeq and is a predicted model, not a curated record.